Messenger RNA from Rubroshorea leprosula, 1826 nucleotides. NCBI's taxonomy places the organism in Eukaryota, Viridiplantae, Streptophyta, Magnoliopsida, Malvales, Dipterocarpaceae. The record is from the annotation of a GenBank genome assembly.
AUCCCACACCCUCAAGAGUCGUGAAAUGGAGGACCAAGUUCCCUACUUCAACUUCCUUCUCACCCUUCUCUUCUUCAUAGUCAUGGUCCGGAGAAUAUGGAGAAAAUCCGUAAACCAUGGCUGCUCAUCAAAGCUACCUCCUGGACCACGAAAACUCCCUCUGAUAGGAAACCUCCACAAUUUUGUUGGCAUCCUUCCUCAUCACUGCCUAAGAAACUUGGCCAAGAAAUAUGGCCCUAUCAUGCACCUACAACUUGGUGAAGUCUCGACCUUUGUCAUCUCCUCAAUUGAAACUGCUAAAGAUGUGAUGAAAACUCACGACCUCAUUUUCGCUAGCAGGCCAAGUUUCCCUUCCCUGAAGUUACUUACUCACAACUUUACAAACAUUGCACUUGCGCCAUAUGGAGACUACUGGAGACAGGUGAGGAAGAUUUGCACAACAGAGCUGCUAAAUCCAAUGCGGAUGCGAUCAUUCAAAACAAUCAGAGAAGAGGAGGUAUUGAAUUUAAUUAGAGACAUCUCAACAAAGGCAGGAUCUGUGAUCAACCUCAGGGAGAUGAUGUAUUCUACAACACUUUCCAUCACAUCCAGGGCAGCCUUUGGUGAGAAGUCUAAACACCAAGAAGAAUUCAAACAACUUGCCUCGGACUACUUAGCAUCGUUUGGAGGCUUGAAGCUCGUUGAUUUGUUCCCUUCGGUUAAGUUGCUCCAUUUGAUCCAUGCAAUGAGGCCUAAAUCAAGGAGGCUGCAUCACAAAGUAGAUGAGAUUCUUGAAAACAUCAUUAUGGAACAUAGAGCUAAGAGAGCUACCGGAUGGACUGAAGCAGAUGAUCUUGUUUAUACACUUUUGGAUCUUCAGGACCAUGGAGAACUUGAAAUUCCCUUAACAACAGACAAUAUUAAAGCUGUUAUCAUGGAUGUAUUUUCGGGUGGUGGUGACACAUCAAAUACAGUUCUAGAAUGGGCAAUGGCAGAAAUGCUGAAAAACCCCAUAGUAAUGGAAAAGGCACAGGCAGAGGUGAGGCAUGUCUUUGCUGGAAAAAAAUGCGUUGAUGAAGCAGGCCUCCAUGAAUUAAAGUACCUUAACCUUGUUAUCAAAGAAACCUUGAGAUUACACCCUGCUGCUCCUUUGCUGGCCCCAAGAGAAAGUAGAGAGAGAUGUGAGAUUGAUGGAUACGAGAUACCUGAAAAAUCCAGAGUCGUAAUCAAUGCAUGGGCAAUUGGAAGGGAUCCAAAAUAUUGGACUCAAGCUGACAAGUUCCUUCCCAACAGAUUCUUGGAUAGCACAGCUGACUACAAGGGAAGUAACUAUGAAUUUAUACCAUUUGGUGCUGGGAGGAGGAUGUGUCCUGGCAUUUCAUUUGCCACUGCCACUAUUGAGCUCGCACUUGCAAAUUUACUGCACCAUUUUGAUUGGAAACUUCCUGAUGGAAAGACGUCUGAAGAUCUAGAUAUGACUGAAGUUUUCAGCACUGUGGGAAGAAAAAAAAUUGAUCUAUGCGUAAUUCCCAUUCCUUAUCAUCCCGCAAAUUGAGUGAUACUUUUGUGGCAUCAAAACACAUAAUUUCUUCAUCUAGUGUGGAUCAAGUUUCUCUUCAUCUGUCUUCCUUUCUUGUCUGUAGACUUGUGGCAAGUUGGCAUGAACUAAUACUCACUUCAUCCUUCUCUAUGUCUUGUGUGGUCUUUGUGCUGUCUGGAGUUCAAAGAUUGUUCUGCCUUUAAACUCCAUGGAACAGCUAGUUGGAUUUGUAAUUUUAAUUACUUCUUGUAUCUUAUAUGUUAUGAAAACGCUUCUUGCUGAUAAUAAAUAAAAGAAGGGGUUCAUG